AAUGCAGACGUUACUUCAAAAAAGAAGAUGAUUACUAAGAGUCUACGAUUCUACUAAUUAUACUUUAUAAAAUAUCUAGUCUAGAUCUAAUAAUUAGAUUUCUACAUCUAGUAGCCUACUUGCUGCCUACUUAUCAGACUAAUCCAUGACCCCUUUAUCCAAGGCCCAGGAAUGUGCCCCGGAGAGGAAACUCUGGUGCUGCUGCAAAGCGGCUAAAACAACACGGGAGACAAUAUAUAUAUCAGACUAAUCUAGAAUCUACCUAUACCUAUAUAGUAUAUAUGUCUCCUUCUGUCUCUGAAGAUAUUGAAUGCGCCCUUAUGAAUCGCUGGCUUUGGUUACGUCUUGAGAUGGGGCAGAAUCUGGAGUGACUGAUCAAGCCAAUUCUAGAGCGGGAGAGUUUGCCACAGUUUGUGAAUGUAUAUUCAUCUGUCCUAAGGCUAGCUGACAGGGCAGAUUUCUUUUUCUUUCUCUUGGCUGACACAGCUUCAUUUCUCUUGCAUUCGGCGAAGUUCGUACCAGCAUGUACAGUCUGUCUCCAUGCUGUCUGGUCUUGGGCUGUCUCCUCCCAUAUAUACUUUGGUCGAUGCCUGUGGCUCUCUUGUCUCGCUUGCAGACAUCUCUGUAGGCUAGUCUUAGGCGGCCCUUGGGUCUGACUCCCUCUGCAAGAUCUGCAUAUGCGAUGUCUUUAGGGAUUUUUCCAUCUGGCAUGGGAGUGACAUGACCGAGCCAGCGUAGUCAUCUCUGUUGAAGGAGAGCAUAGAUGCUGUGCAUGUUGGCCCGUGUCAAAACUUCCUGGUUGGAGACGCACAUAAUGCAAUGCAGGCAGCGUAGGUGGAAGCUAUUUAAUCAGUGUUCUUGACGCAUGUAAGUUGCCUAGCUCUCACUGCCAUAAAGAAGUGAGCUCAGAACGCAGGCCAGGAUAUUUGUUGCCGUAGUCAAUUUGGUAAUUUUCCACACAUGCUUGGAGAGUUUUGCCAUUGCUGCAGAAGCCUUUCCUAUUCUUUUUGUCAGCUCAGUGUCUAAAUGCUGCUAAUUCUAGGUUGCUGGCUAUUGUUGUUCCCAAAUAUGUGAAUUCCUGCACCACCAUAAGUGUGUGAUUUCCAAUAUGUAUCACUGAUAUUUCUGCAACAUCUUGUGCCAGGUUUCUGUCUUGGAGAGGCUUAUUGUAAGGCUAAACUCUUGACAAGCACCUGCCAGAGCAUUCACAAGCCUCUUCAAUCCUUCUUGUGAAUGAUACGUCAUCUCUUUGUUUUGGCUUUAAGGCGUGCCAGGUUAAAUAGCUUUCCAUAUAUAUACUCUUAUCUCUUUACUCUGCUCUUGAUGGAGAAUGGCUUAGAGGUGGAACUGUCAAACUGUACGGUGCCCUGCAUAUUUUCAUGAAAAGCUGACACUAGUUUCCGUAGCUUGUUUGGACAGCCAAUUCUCUAUAAUAAGGCAAACAAGCCGGUUUUGCUGACCAGGUCAAACACCUUGAUCAAGUCAAUAAAAACUAUAAAGAGGGACUGCCUUUGUUCUCUGCUUUUAUCCUGUAGCUGCCGCAGUGAGAAGAUCAUAUCUGUUGUGGAUCUACUGGCCCUAAUGCCACACUGCGAUUCUGGGUAAACUCGUUCUGCCAAGAUCUGCAGCCGCUUCAGUAUUACUCUGGCAUAAGCCUUCCCAACAAUGCUAAGAAGUGAAAUGCCUCUAUAACUGUUACAAUUGGAGCGGUCACCCUUAUUUUUGUAAAUUGUUACUAUGUUGGCAUCCUUCAGUUCCUGGGGGACUAUUCCUUGCUCCCAGCACAAACUUAGCAAUUCAUGGAGUGGCUUGAUUAGGGCAUGCUUUCCAGCUUCUGCAGGAAUACCAUCUCCUCCGGGUGCUUUCCCAUGUGCAAACAUGACAAUGGCUGUGCUCAGUUCCUUUACAGAGGGUGUUUCAUCUAAUUUGCUCAAAACUGCAAGUGGUGACCUAGACCUAGACUAAGAAUAAAGACUUGUAGACUAUUCAGUAUUCUAGACUGACUUAACUCUAGUUUCAUUAUCAUUGUAUAGAUAUAUAUAUACUACUAUAUAGAUCUAGGUCUAGGAGUCUAGAUGAUAGAUCUAUGUUGCAUAACCAUUGUCUGCCGGUGGUUGAUUAAGAUUUUCUUUUCUCCUUAAUCGUCUGUCCUCGUCAGCGAAUUUUCUUUUGGUCUCAAAUGUGUAUCCUGCGGCCUUUGUGAGUGACCUUCAGCUGUUUCGUUCUGAGGCCGCAUGUAAACAGGUGCUCUCUUCUAUGUCAGCUAAGGCAAGUUGGUGCCUAAGCUGGUCUUAAAGCAUUUCUUGGGGCACCUCUGUUAUGACGACCACCUUUUAGCUCACCAAAAAAGACUGCCUUUGCAUAAGUGGGGGCCAUUUGUCCAGGGCUUUGCAAAGCCUGUGGUACAGGUUAAAGUAAGUGACCACAACAAUCUGUGUAGCCCCUAAAUGUCCCUUACCGACUUGAUUGUCAAUGAUUUUUAAGGCUUUUCAGAUUGCCUUGGCCUCUGCAUCAAAACUGCAAACACUACCACAUGGUCCAAAGAUUUUAACCGAGUCAGAGCCAAGAAACUUGAUGUAGGCUCCAUAGCCUGCUCUUACAGAGUCUAUCGAUGCCUAAUCAUCACUAUAUUCAAAAAUGGCACUGGACUUGAAGGCAUUGAUGGUCUCCAGUACUAGAAUUUGAAGUUCGAUUGCUUAGUGGCACUAGGAUGUACUAGUUUCAAGCGUAUGUCUUGGGUCAUUGGGCGACACAGAGGGGAAAAGCAAUGAAAACGUUUAUGAAUGUUUUGUUUGAUGGUGGAGAGGCAUAAAAGACUGCAUCUGGAUACGUCUUCUGCAUCUCUAACUAUCCACUAGUUUUUCUAGAUGGGAGGUAUACAUCCAGCCAUUUAUACCACUCAAAGCAAGUCAGUCAUUCUCUGCUAAGGUUUAGUGGAUCUACAUUAGCCAUUAUUUCAGCUGCAUUUACGGAAUGCCAGUCCCGAGCGUGAACAGAGAAUAGUCUUGGAGGUGUUUAUUUCUUUUUUUGUGUGUGUAUUAGCAAUGUUCUCGUUUUUCCUUGUUUACAAAUGUUUUUACUAGUAGGCUGAGUCUGAUAUAUUUCUGCCUGAAUAUUGGAUUGUUUGGGUUCUUUUAGACCUUUUGGUGUGCCCUUUUCAGAGCCAUAACAAGCUUGUUGAUUUCAGCUGUCCAAAAUAUCUUGAAAUUUGUACAAGGGUAAGUCAGAGGUAUAAACUUUUUAGCCAUGCCCAGAAUUGUUGCUGAAGGUAUAAAAGUUCGACAGAGCUAGACUCUACAUGGAUUUUUUCAAGGGCAGUGUCAACAGCUACCUUGUAUCCCUAAUUGACUUUACUAAAGUACCACUUUCGUGGCUCUUUAGUGGUCUUGGUGCUGAUUUUAGAAAGAGUGUCAGUCAGUAAUAUUGGAAGGUGGUCACUACCAAUAUCGCAUAGUACUUGAUAAGUUAUGACAGAUUCCAAGUUAGCAGAGAGAAAGAUCUGGCCAUGAGAGCAACCAUUGCUAGCAUGCAGAAGAGUAGGAGGAGAGUGUUUGUUUGCAAAAGAAAAAGGUAAGUAGAAUUGGACAUGUCAUGGAUUUUUUUUUACCAGACAGAUCAGUGUCAUUACAGCCCCUGGAAGGUGAAUGGGCUCCAGCUAUGAUAGUGUCUAUAGUUAUUAUAUCUCUGACAUCUAAAGCUAGUUCUUGUUUUGGUGGAUUAUAACAUUGAUGCACUUGAAGUGAUUAUUGUUUUUCCAAAUUUCAAACAUCCAAUUGUCUGUCCUCCCCUGACUCAAGUCUGUGUACACUUUCUUGGCAACCAGAGCAUUAGCCACCAAUGUAAUUAGGCCUCUGCAGUCCCCACAGGAGCUGUGGGACACUUCUUUUUUCACCAAGGCAACAUUCACACACUCUUUGUGGUGCAGAUUUGUUAUUUCAAUUGUCUUUGGAAUAAGUCAUCGGAUGUUUCUUUGAAGGACUUUGAAAGUUUUAGGAUCAGGUUUGUAAACUUGGGGAUCAUGUUGAUUUAUACUUCCAGUUGGAUUAAUUUUUUCUGAGGCUUGUGUUUUUUUUUUUUUGUUGUGUUAUUUUGGGUAAAAAGGAUGUUUUCUGGGUUUGUGUGUUGGGAAGAACAGUGUAUCCCUUUUUUCACAACAUGACCCGUUCUCCCUUUGUACCAACGUUGCGAGGCAAUUAGUAGCACAUUUUUCAAUGCCCUGGUCUAACACCUUUUACCUGGCUAGCAGAGCCUGUUAGGGUCUACUAAGACCCAUUUUUCUUUAUAUUUAUUCUCAACAUAAAUAUGGGUUCUCUAUGGGGAGAAGAUUUGGGUUGCCCCUUAGAGUGAACAGUGAAGACAGUCCAGACAUUAACAUUGGAUGUAUAAACGACCAAAGACUAGUUAAUUCAGCCACUCACUCGUAUGGGCAGGUUUAAUCCUAGAAAGUGGAGUGAAUGAGGCAGGAGAUCUUUUUUGUUACCACAUAUUUAGCCUGCAAAUUUUAAUGGCUUGACUCUUAACUAGUCUCUAGGACAGCAGCUGAUCAGUUCAGCAUAAGCUGUAGACCCCAACAGGCACAGACGAGCAUGCAGGAGCUAUGUCAUUCAGAGCUCAGCAAUUUCCCUAACCCCCCUUUAGCAGAGCUCUGCACCAGGAGAGUGUGAGAGUCUGCCUAGAAAGUUGGGGCUAUGGCAACGUUAGUUCUUUUUGGAAAACACAGAGAGCAAGGGGUUGAAUUACUCCAGUUACCAGAGGACACUACAAGUAGGUCGGCAGCACUAUCCCUCUGUUAUAAUCCUUAGAUAUUACAUUAUUUAUGUAUUCACUCUGCAGCUGUCGAUUACUUUUUGGGUUGGUGUUUAAUUUUUAUAAAUUCUUUCUGUCUUAGUUUCUUUAAAUUUUUAUAUAGGUUUUCCUUCUGUUUUGCAAAGUUUCUUUAAUGUACCAGUAUUAUAUUAUUAAACCAGCAUUUAUUUAUUUUGUUUGAUGAGUAUUUAGUUUGUAUUUGAUUUUCUAUAAUGUUUUCAAAAUGGCUUUUAAUGAAAUUCUCGAGGUCAUCAUCUGGUUGUUUAAUCUCUUUUUCUGAUAAGAUAUUAACCUUUUGGGGAGGGGAAAACAUUAUAAGGCAGGUUAUUCCAAUUCAAAUCAAAAUUCUUGUAUGUCAGUGAACAUUAUGAUGCGCAGGGGGAAAAAAGGUGUUCCAGAGAGAGAAUGGAAGAGAGGAGAAAAAAACAAGAAAGUGGGACAUUUCAUUUUAUUGUAACAGAUACUAAUAUUUAUGGGCUAAAAAGUAUGCAGAUUUUGUACACAAGUUCCUUUUAUCUCUUAGGUGCUUGCUAAGACAUGGUUUUGACAUAUUUGCAGCUUAAAUACUGCUAUUCUCAAAAUCCCACAAAAUUUCUAUCAAACCUUUCUUUUUAUUUUUGGUGUUUCUCCAAAAGGCUGUUUAUAAAGCAUAAAUAGAAAUGUUUAAAAACACAAAAUAUUUCAUACAAUUUCUAUGGAUAUUUUCUUUCCUUUUCCCUGCUUGAAUGUGUGUGUAAAAAGUUUAUAAAAACAAAAGGAAUUAAUAAUUUUUUGUGCGUAACUUCAACCAAAAAGACACUUUAAAAAAUUAACAAAAACAAAUUGAAAGGGGAAAAGACCUUACUGUGAUGUUCCAGGUCCCUAUCCUGAUUGAAGUCUUGGUCUUCAAAAGAUUUGUCGGUGUUCUAGCUUCCAUAGGGCUUCCACUAGUACAAUUCAUAGGCUCUUCCUUGGCCAAGUUCUAGUUGGUUUGGUGUAUUUGCUGUUUCUGUAGCAGUAGUUUAGUGAUGUGAGGUUGCUAGCAUUACGAUCACCCCUCCUCCUUUACCUCGCUUGGGACUGGCAAGAUACUCCUAUAGGAUAUACCCAGGCAGAGUUAAGUUGAAAUAAGCUUUGGGCUGUUUGAGAUAUAAAUAAUGGGGAAAAAGUUCAAGUGUAUCACUAGAUAAUGGCCUGAUGUUAAGUCUAAAUGUAAAGUUGAUGAAUUUGGAUGGAAAGGUUGCAUGUGCCUGCUCCUUUCGGAACAAAAACAAUCUCCCGUAGACUCCCCGAUGGCUGCUCCAUUUUUACGGCCGAAUUGCACGCAAUAUUGCUUGCACUUAUGGCCAUUAAAGCAAAUCAGAAAGGAGGAAAUUUAUAAUCUGCUCCGACUCCAAAUCUGCAUUGCAAGCUUUGGGGCGGAUGAAGACUGAAAGUUGAUGAAUUAAAAAAAAAGUUUUAUAUAAAGUGUGAACUGAAAUGUGAAUAGUGGUGUCCUUUCGAACUGUUCAACAGGAGGAGAAAAGCUUAAAUGAAAAUUUAAGGGUCUUAACUGUGUGGGACAGUAUUAUGAAAAAAAACAACAGCAGGGGUGAAGGAUUUUGAAUAAGAAGCAAUAUAGUUUAACUAAAUAUUUCAAUAUUGAAUUGAGAAGCAGAAGAAAAUUUAAAAAAAUAGAUGAGGGUCCUUCUCUCUGGUACUGAAUCUGAUGGUCUAAAGACAUGUUUGCAGUCUUUAUACUAUAAACUGCUUACAUUACGAUUAAGAGAUUUACAAAAAAUGGUAUAACUAACCAAAGGUGCUAUGUUUAGAAUUAAAAAGCAGAAAAGUUUGUGCUUGAACACUUGGAAGAUGCUAAUAUAUACAAUAAUUCAAGGGCUAAAAAAGUUUGUUAGGUGCAUCAUUAAAAUGUAUACUGUUUAUUGGAAGUUAAAAAAAAAAAGGGCAUGUUCUGUUCAUAAUAAAUAAUAUGUAGCCUGUUAACAACAGGCAUAGUAGGUGUGUAAUGCUUAUAUGUAUAUUUUUUUGUUACACUGCCCUAUGUAUUAAGUGCUUAGAUUGGUCUUUCAUCAAUUGAAGGCUGUUGAUUUUGUGAAUGUCCCAGAUAUUGUUUGUUAUUAAGCUCAAUUUCUCUGCUUCCUACACAAAACAAUUAGUUUUAAUAUUGAAAUUGGUAUAGACUUUUUACACUAAAAAAUAACAACUCUACUUCACUUAAAAAAAGGUUAACUCAUCAGAUUUCUUGCUUUCCUUAUAAGUAAGUCAUUUUUCUACUAAUUAUCAUUACCAUUGUAGUUUAACUAUUACUGGUAGCCUUUUUUAUGAACCAUACUUGCCCUUUUGAGUGUUGCCUUCGCAUAUCAGAUUUUUUAAAUAUUCCAGUCAAAAACCCUACUUAGGAACUUUUUUUUAAGGCUAAAUAUACUAGCUACAAGUAUUUAAAGAUAUUUAUUUUUUCCUUGCAGAAUAGUUCUAUAAAUAUUUCAGUACAAUCAAAAUAAAUUGAAGAAUGAGCUCAUUUAGAAACUUGAGGCAACGUUUCAACAAAGAUCGAGAUGAUCAACAGAAAGUCAUAUCUAAAAGUGGACAGGAACAUGGAACUUUAAUUGAAGAAUACAAUCAAAAUAAAUUGAAGAAUGAGCUCAUUUAGAAACUUGAGGCAACGUUUCAACAAAGAUCGAGAUGAUCAACAGAAAGUCAUAUCUAAAAGUGGACAGGAACAUGGAACUUUAAUUGAAGAAGAAGUGUUUGAAGUUAUUGAAGAUGGUGAAACAAGACAAAGAACUGAAAAAGAACAACAAUGCCAAUUAUGUGAUGAAACCCAAAGUUGUGGAUCUUUACCUACUGAAGAGCUCCUCUCAACUGUUUCAUGGAGUAGCCCAGAAGAAAAAAAAAUAUUUGAAGAACAGUUAAACCAGCUGCAGGAACAGCUGAUGAUUGUCAUGAUAGAAAAUCAAACAUUAAAGAGUGAAUUAAAUGCAAAUGGUAAUAGAAGAGAAAUAGAAAAAUUAAAAUGUGAAUUGACAUGUGAACAACAGAAAUGUGAAGCUUUGAAAAAAAAACUGGAACAAGUUAUGAAACAAAAGAGAGCACAUGUCAGUCAGAAUUUAUCAUCUAAAAACAAAAAUCUUGUUGAUGCACAAAUUGCUGGACCUAGUCAAACAGUUACACAAGAUCAGAACCAGACAAAAAGAUUUUAUGAAGUUGUAUUUGAAUACCUGCUAAGUGUAUGUUAUAAUUUUCUUGAUGAUUUUACUGAAGAGGUAGAAGAAACUAGAACAAAAGAUAGUGAAGGUGAUCCUCUGGCAGUUAAAACAUUGAAAGAAAAUGUCAAAAGAUUUGGUACAGAAGCAAAACCUUACUUGAAUACAUUGAAAGGAAUUUAUGAUUUAAAAGCUUGGAAGGCAGCACCAUAUACUUUAAUAGUAUUUGUGGUUUACAUGUACUCUGUUUGGCAAGGCUGGUUUCUUCCAGUUUUACUUUUUUGCUUUACAUUGAGGCUGUUUAUUAACUAUCUCAAAUAUAGAGGCUGGAACAUUCAUUUUAAUUUCUUUGAAACAGUGGAAGAAACAAAGGAUGCAGAUGACAAAGAUUUAAGUGUUUCUGAUAAGUUGAAUAUUGUGAUGCAAGUUGCAAGAAAUGUCCAAAAUAUACUUGGAGAAGUGGCUGAUUGUCUUGAAAAAAUUAAAAGUUUACUAACAUGGCGUCAUCCUCAAGCAAGUCAGAAGCUUUUGUCAAUGACCUUUGUUGCUUUUAUAACAUCUUGUCUUUUACCCACCAAUUACUUAUUUUUCUAUGCUGGUCUUGGAUUAGGCAUCAAAUUUUUUAUUAUUGAUUACAUUUACAAUCGAUUUCCUCGUGUAAGAAGAAAGUAUGAUUCUACUUAUCAACUAUGGGCAGAGCUACCAACCGAUCUAGAGUUUGAAAAAAAAUUCAUCAAGUCUGAGAUAGAUAAGUAUAUCCUUCCACAUGAUGAAGACAAAGAAGAAAUUAUUGAAACUAAAAGUGAACAGGUUUCUAUAGAUGACAAAACAUUCUGUGAAUUGUUCUCAUUACCUGAAACAGAGUGUCCUUUACAAGGUUGGCAUGGUGGAAAACGUUGUAUUCUAAUAAACAAGGACAAAUCUUUGACAGCAGCAUUUAAGAAUGGUAGAUUAUAUCUGACACACAGUUUCUUGUGUUUUGAAAGAACUAAAGUGCCUUCCAUAAAAAACAUUGUCAUUCCUUUAACAGAUAUCCUUAAAUUAGAGAAGGCAAAACCCUUUUCUUGGAUGCCUGGUGGAGGUAUGGCCAUAGAGAUUGGAGUAGCAGGUAAUGAUAAAGAACUAAUUCUGGCAGCCAUACAUUUUUGGAGCCAUUUUAAAUAGAGAUGAAGUUUAUGACUCUCUGAUCAUGGCUGGUAAGAAAGCAGGGCUUACAUGGUCUAGAUGUCCAUCUCCUGCCGAAUAACUUGAAGCUCUGGUGAUAUGAAGGGAGAGUAAUCCUUGAAGGAUUAUGGGCAGGACAUGGCCUAAAUUGUGCAGAUGUGCCAAAAACUCAAAAGUCAAACUCAACCUAACAAGUAUAGUGGCAAAGUUCUUAAUGAAUAUAAUUCUUUUGAAUUGAAUAUUUAUGGAUUUAACUCAUACAAAAGGCUUUAAAUUUCAAUUUAUGGAUUAAUUAUGCUUUAUUCAUCACAGGAUGUUUUUAUGACAUCACAGUUAGACAUCUACACAUAUUAGGAGAAAAAAAAAACAUCACAUAUGGGCACAAGAAAAUAAGCAACUUGUUCUCAAAUGGCUUAAGUAGCUCAGAAAUAUUUGUAACAUUAGAUUAAAUGACUCUCUAAUAUUUUUAUUUUAUUUUAUUUUUUUACAUUUUUGGCUAUAACUAAUUUAUUAUAUUUGUUUUUUUAUUUAUUAUGUGCAAUAUAUAGAUCUAUAUAAUUUAUAUGGUUAUCCUUCAUACAAUUUUUUUAUUGUUCUGUGAUUUUAUCCUUUUUUUUUAUGUUUUGGAAUGUUGGAUAUUUUUACAUAAAAUGUGUCCAUCAAAUAAAGGUUUGACUCCUGAAUAAUAUUUAUUCAGAUUUCAUUUAUAUAAUUAGUAAUGUUACUUUUCAUAAAUUCAGAAUUUAUUAAUAAACAAGGUUACAAAAGACAGUUUGUGUGGAAACACAAAUUCAAAAUCGGCCCCCGAAAAGGUCCAUCCAGGCAGGCUUCAAUAUUUUCAGAAAGAACAUGCAAAUGAAAUUAUAUCAAAGACAAAUGAGAGAUAAGAAUGGAGAAAGAAGGUUAACAGACUUGUGUAGUGCCCCAACGGUCCCACAGAUCAAAGGAAUAGUGAAAGUGAAUGUAAAGUUAGAUGUGAACCUGGCCUUACUAGUUCCCCUUUCAGACCUUGUGGUCUAUAGGACAGAUGAUGUAAAGUUCAUCUGUUUUUGUGGCCUACGAUUAGCGAGGGUGUCAUGUAGCCAGCACAACGACCAACCGCCUAUACUUUUCCCCAACUAAUGUCAGGUACCCAUUAGAGCUGAGUGGACUCAGAGGCGCCCAAAGAUUCCAAAGUUGAAAAUCCCAGUCUUCACCAGGAUUUGAACCUGGACCCCCAGUUCGGAAGCCAAGCGCUUUACCACUCAGCCACCGUGCUUCCCUUGGCCUAACUGAUGUCUUAUAAUUGAUCCAAUUGUUUGUUUGUUUUGUAAAAUGUUUUACAUAUUUCGGAUGUUCCUUCAGAGUUGAAGAUAGUUUACUUCCUAGUCCAAACCUCCCGCAGGACGACGGGGGAUGGGAGCGGGCAGGAUUUGAACCCUCGACCAUCGAUAAAUCCGAACGACAGUCCAGCGCGCAAACCUUACGACCAGGCAGCCAUCCCAAUUGUUUUGAAAAGGCUCAAUCUCUUAUUCGAAUCCUCAAAAAAAAAAAAUAAAUAAAUAAAUAAAAAUUUCCGCAAUAAAAAAAAUGUUCAUAAAAAUGCAUACUAAUUAGCUUUUUCUCUUUAAAAAACUGCUUGCAUAACUGAUUUUAAGAAUUAGAUUUUUCGCUUUCAGAAAAAAUAAAAGUAGCCGUUGCAUCAGAACUUUGAAUGGUCUAAAAUAUUGUGAUGUUGGAUUUUCAAUAUCUUUUCUAGUUUACGAGAUCUAAACGGGACAGAUGGUCAGACAGACAGACAUUUCGCACAAAACUAAUAGCGUCUUUUCCCCUUUCGGGGGCCGCUAAAAAUGAUAGACCUGACAGUUAGCUGAACUUAUGAAAAAAAAAAAAAGGACUAACCAGUUUGAAGAAUUUAUAAAACUGUUCAGUUUUUUUUA
This is a messenger RNA of Biomphalaria glabrata, 11071 nucleotides long. RefSeq names its product GRAM domain-containing protein 4-like. Bases 7422 to 9152 code for a protein of 576 amino acids. The record is from RefSeq and is a predicted model, not a curated record. The transcript has 20 exons. Gene Ontology annotation, biological process: negative regulation of toll-like receptor 9 signaling pathway; apoptotic process. Lineage: Eukaryota; Metazoa; Mollusca; Gastropoda; Planorbidae.